AUGGUGUUUCUCUCUGGAAAUGCCUCGGACAGCUCCAACUGCACCCACCCGCCGCCACCGGUGAACAUUUCCAAGGCCAUUCUGCUCGGGGUGAUCUUGGGGGGCCUCAUCCUUUUCGGGGUACUGGGGAACAUCCUUGUGAUCCUUUCCGUGGCCUGCCACCGGCAUCUGCACUCGGUCACUCACUACUACAUCGUCAACCUGGCGGUGGCCGACCUUCUACUCACUUCCACGGUGCUGCCCUUCUCCGCAAUCUUCGAGAUCUUGGGCUACUGGGCCUUUGGCAGGGUCUUCUGCAAUAUCUGGGCGGCGGUGGACGUCCUGUGCUGCACUGCGUCCAUCAUGGGACUCUGCAUCAUCUCCAUCGACCGCUACAUCGGCGUGAGCUACCCGCUGCGCUACCCCACAAUCGUCACGCAGAAGAGGGGUCUCAUGGCUCUGCUCUGCGUCUGGGCGCUCUCCCUGGUCAUCUCCAUCGGGCCUCUGUUCGGCUGGAGGCAGCCGGCCCCCGAGGACGAGACCAUCUGCCAGAUCAAUGAGGAGCCGGGCUACGUGCUCUUCUCCGCGCUCGGCUCCUUCUACGUGCCACUGACCAUCAUCCUCGUCAUGUACUGCCGGGUCUACGUGGUGGCCAAGAGGGAGAGCCGGGGCCUCAAGUCCGGCCUCAAGACCGACAAGUCGGACUCGGAGCAGGUGACGCUCCGCAUCCAUCGCAAAAAUGCCCCGGUAGGAGGCAGGGGGGUGCCCAGCGCCAAGAACAAGACACACUUCUCCGUGAGACUCCUCAAGUUUUCCCGGGAGAAGAAAGCGGCCAAAACACUGGGUAUCGUGGUCGGCUGCUUCGUCCUCUGCUGGCUGCCUUUUUUCUUAGUGAUGCCCAUUGGGUCUUUCUUUCCCGAUUUCAGGCCCUCAGAAACAGUUUUUAAAAUAGCAUUUUGGCUCGGAUACCUAAACAGCUGCAUCAACCCCAUUAUAUACCCAUGCUUCAGUCAAGAGUUUAAAAAGGCCUUUCAGAAUGUCUUGAGAAUCCAGUGUCUGAGCCGAAAGCGGUCUUCCAAACAUGCCCUGGGCUAUACUCUGCACCCACCCAGCCAUGCCCUGGAGGGACAGCACAAGGACUUGGUGCGCAUUCCAGUGGGAUCCGGAGAGACCUUCUAUAAGAUCUCCAAGACGGAUGGGGUCUGUGAAUGGAAAUUUUUCUCUUCCCUGCCCCGUGGAUCUGCCAGGAUUACAGUGCCCAAAGACCAAUCAGCCUGCACCACUGCCCGGGUGAGAAGUAAAAGCUUUUUGCAGGUCUGCUGCUGCACGGGGCCCUCGACACCCAGCCAUGGAGAGAAUCAUCAAAUUCCAACCAUUAAGAUCCAUACCAUCUCCCUCAGUGAGAAUGGGGAGGAAGUCUAG
Molecule: messenger RNA, 1401 nt
Organism: Eubalaena glacialis (North Atlantic right whale)
Lineage: Eukaryota; Metazoa; Chordata; Mammalia; Artiodactyla; Balaenidae
Gene: ADRA1A
Product: adrenoceptor alpha 1A
Exons: 2
Coding region: 1-1401 (466 amino acids)
Biological process (GO): regulation of cardiac muscle contraction; cell-cell signaling; positive regulation of cytosolic calcium ion concentration
Cellular component (GO): membrane
Molecular function (GO): alpha1-adrenergic receptor activity
Source: RefSeq, a predicted model, not a curated record